Vigna angularis (adzuki bean) is the source of this 3537-nucleotide messenger RNA. RefSeq names its product probable serine/threonine protein phosphatase 2A regulatory subunit B''delta. The record is from RefSeq and is a predicted model, not a curated record. The coding region runs from base 406 to 2019 and encodes 537 amino acids. Gene Ontology annotation, biological process: protein dephosphorylation. Lineage: Eukaryota; Viridiplantae; Streptophyta; Magnoliopsida; Fabales; Fabaceae. Gene Ontology annotation, cellular component: protein phosphatase type 2A complex. The transcript is spliced from 13 exons. Gene Ontology annotation, molecular function: protein phosphatase regulator activity; calcium ion binding.
CACGAAAACACCACGCCUCUCUUCAUUUUUUUUUUCUUCAGUAUCUGCACACACAUUUGUUCUCUCUCCCUCCAAAAUCGCGUGGAUCUCUACAGAAAUUUACAUCCGGUUUUAUUUCCCUCGCGCAUUCUUUCUCCGUCGAAGCCUCUUACCAGAUCGCCGCACCGAUCCAUCUCCUCAAUCUACAUCGGUAAUCGAUCGUAAUUCCUAACAGUAGAAAGAUCUAGGGUUCCUGCUGAAUCAGCAGCUGGCUCCAGCACAUUUGUUUCAUUCCGAUAUAGAAUCUGGUUGGCGCACGCAGUUUCGAUUCGAAGGCAUUGAAAUUCAGCUCGCUCAAGCAGGUUUCGCUUUGUUCUUUGCGUGGUUCGGUUCGUGAAUGAGAGAUAAGGUCACGGUUUCGAUUAGAUGAGCAUGGAGGUCGUUAGCGAUACGGCGUCGUUGGAUGUCGACUUGUUGCAGCUCCCUGAGGUGUCCUCUUUGGCACUCAAAUCUAACCUAAGUUUCGUUGAGACGCUCUUCGAGCAGUGGCUUUCGCUUCCUGAAAGUCAUCGAUUGGUAACAUCGUUGCUAAAUGAAGCAAAGUCAGGUGCUCCCUUGAAUGUACCAGGGAAUUGCUCUAGUCCGAAUUCUUCAAGCAAUUCUUUACCCUCCAUGUUUCCCGCUGGCACUGCACCGCCUCUUUCGCCAAGAAGUUCAUCUGGCUCCCCUCGCAUAGUGAAACAUAGAGUUGGCCCUUCUAACUUGGGUUCUCCUUUGAAGGUUGUCAGUGAGCCAGUAAAAGAAUUGAUACCUCAGUUCUACUUUCAAUUUGGGCGUCCUCCUCCAAAUGAACUGAAAGAACAAUGCCUUGUUAGAAUUGACCAUUUAUUUCAUGAUCACAUGGAUGGUCUGCAGAUACAUGAAUUCAAGACAAUUACUAAGGAAGUAUGCAAGCUGCCAUCUUUCUUUUCCACAUCUCUGUUUAGAAAGAUUGACGAUGGAACUGGAUUUGUGACAAGGAAAUCAUUUAUUGAUUAUUGGGUCAACGGAAACAUGUUGACAAAAGAUAUAGCGACCCAAAUAUUCACAAUUUUAAAGCAACCACAGCUCAAAUACCUUACUCAGGAUGAUUUUAAACCUGUGCUACGUGAACUUUUGGCAACUCAUCCAGGAUUGGAGUUUCUGCAGAGCACACCUGAGUUUCAAGAGAGAUACGCUGAAACUGUCAUAUACAGAAUAUAUUACUACAUUAAUAGAUCAGGAAAUGGUCGUCUCACCCUGAGGGAGCUGAAGCGUGGAAACAUAAUUGAUGCAAUGCAGCAUGCUGAUGAAGAAGAGGACAUAAACAAGGUUUUGAGGUACUUUUCUUAUGAGCAUUUUUAUGUCAUAUACUGCAAGUUUUGGGAGCUGGAUACAGAUCAUGAUUUCUUGAUAGACAAAGAGAAUCUUAUCAGAUAUGGUAACCAUGCGCUUACCUAUCGAAUUGUUGAUAGAAUAUUUUCCCAGGUUCCUAGAAGAUUUACCAGUAAGGUUGAGGGAAAGAUGGGUUAUGAAGAUUUUGUUUACUUCAUACUGUCAGAAGAGGAUAAAUCAUCUGAGCCAAGUCUUGAAUAUUGGUUUAAGUGCAUUGAUUUGGAUGGAAAUGGAGUUUUGACACGGAAUGAACUGCAAUUUUUUUAUGAGGAGCAAUUGCAUCGAAUGGAGUGCAUGGCCCAAGAACCUGUGCUAUUUGAGGAUAUACUGUGCCAGAUUAUUGACAUGGUUGGACCUGAGGAUGAGAGCUAUAUAACUCUGCGAGACCUGAAAGGCGGUAAACUCUCAGGAAGUGUUUUCAAUAUCCUGUUCAAUCUGAAUAAGUUCAUGGCCUUUGAAACUCGUGACCCAUUUUUGAUUCGUCAGGAACGUGAGAAUCCUACAUUGACAGAGUGGGAUCGCUUUGCUCAUAGAGAAUAUAUAAGGCUUUCAAUGGAAGAAGACGUAGAGGAUGCAUCCAAUGGUAGUGCAGAAGUUUGGGAUGAAUCACUAGAGGCUCCUUUCUGACAUCAUUUAUAUUGGGCUAAAUACGGAUCAGGGCAGCACUAAGCUAGACUGGUCUUAAGCAGGUUGCAGGCAUUCGAAGCCAGCAAAUCAAAAUUAUCAUUCUCUUUCAAUUUAAUUACUUUUGCACAUGCAGAGCAUUUUCAAUGGCAUUCUCGCAGUAGUGAUUUAGAAAUUUCAAUGACGGGGGCAUAAUUGUUUUACAAUGCUCUGUAUUAGGAUUUGGACAUGGAAGCUUGCAUUCACCGUGCAGCUUGCCUCGUGAUCAAUUGAUUGUGUUAUUAUCAAUUGGGGUAUUACCGCAUUAACUAUCGUGAGAAAAUGUUUUAUUGUGAGAAUAAGAGGGUUCAAUAAUAACCGUUGGAUUAAAAUAAACUGUCAAUAUAAAAUCUAACGUGACUAUGCAUUCUAUUCUUUCAUUCACUUUCUCGUGUCUCUCUUCAUCUCCUAUUUUUUUUUCUUUCCAAAAUCGUCAUUUUCUCUAUCCAUUUCUAUGUCCAACUGACUUCAACAAUCACUCUCGUCUCAAAUGUUUGAUGAAUUUAAACAUGAAUAUCACAUGAAAUAAAAAAACGAGAUGAAGGGAACGCAAGUUCAUCGCCGUGUCCAAUACUAGUGACAUGCUGUAUGGUUUCAAAUGGAAUGUUCAGGGGCUACGCCAUGGAUUCAUGUAGGUCUGGCAAUAGAAAUUUUUUGGAUAAUUAAAUGUGGCCUUGGUAAUUCCUUCAUGAGGUUCUGCGGUUGGGCUUGUCAUAGGUCGCUUUUACUUUUUAAAUAAAAAAGCAUUUCAUUAAACAUUGGAGUGCUUGAAGGAAGUCAGAGGGCAGAGGAAUUGGUGGUUUUGUAAAGAGUGACGGGAUACACGAGCAAGAGUGCGCGUGGGAGAGUAGAAUAAAUGUAAGAUUUUAAAUUAUAUAGUUAUAUUGACCAUUUUUUUUUGUCUGAUGGUUAUUAUUGAACCCUCUCAUUCUCAAAAUGAAACACUUUCUUACAACUUAAUAGUCUGUAUGAUAAAUAAAGAAGACAAGCAAAUAUAUUGGUUGAAAAGACAAAAGCCCAUAUCUAUCUAUCUAUUCAUUGUACAGAGUACAAGUAUCUCAAGUAACUUUUGUUACCUGCCCUGCCCUGUUGCCCAUAACCCGUGCUUUCAUCGAUAUUGACCCAAACUGUGACUUCCUUCCUUGAUGCAAUGGCCUUUCCCAAAUAUAGCCAUUGUGAUUUUGUACCUGGGCUGUUCACAUUUUGCUUCCCUAGCCACCUUUCUGUUCUCUUCAUGCCCCCGUAAUUCCGUAAACUUACAUCGGGGAUGGGGAAGAGAAAAGAGGUGACAAUUAUCCCCCCCUCCAUUUUUUAUCAUGUUAUCUGGUCAUUUUUUGGGAGCCCUUUUGGUCAACUGACUACUACGCAGUGUGUAUAAUUUUGUAUCCUCUUAAUUAUGAAAGCAUUUUUAAAUUAUAAGUUCAUCUAGUUUUUAAAAUUAUACAUUAUUAGUGUAUGAAAAGUAUUAAUGCCGCAUAUCGG